AUGGUCGACGACAACGAAGGACCGGUAUUCAGACCGUCGAAACGCAGAAAGGUCUUUCGAAAGAGACGCGAAGAUGAUGAGACCCCUGAAGGCGAUGUAGCGACACAGCCCAGAUCAGCGACGACGGUGGAGAAGAAGCAACAAGAGGCCGAAGCAGAAACACCCUUGAACUAUGUCAGACCGCUGGGCUCCCGAAAAGGUGGUGUGGCCUUCUCAUCAACACGCACAGCCAACGACAGCGGUACCAGCAGCGUCGUCGAUACGAACGCUCCUCCCACGCCACUGAAUGCCGUCGAGCAUGCUCAAGCCCGCUUCGUUGCUCCUACAGGACAUAUCGCUUCGGCAGAUGACAAGCAUAUGAUGGCCUAUGUAGACUCCAAAUUGGCCCGCUUGACUCCAUCACAUGAAGCUCCGACACAGUCAUCAUCUAUACCAGCAGAACCCACACCUAGCUCGAGUGCAACCGCACAGCAGAAUGAGAACCAAUCCUCAGCCUCUCAAGGCCACCUGCACCAAGUCGACGUGACCAAACCCGUCCCAACAACAACCACAACCACCCGUCCUCAGAAACCACCUCGCAAACCGCACUGGCGCAACCGUCGCAACAGUGCAGACAUAGCUCGCGACGCAAUGGUCGACCAAAUCCUCCGCGAAUCCCAACUCAACAUCUACGAAACCCCUUCCUCUACCACACAACCCAAGCCUUCUUCCGACGACACUCAAGACGCCGAUGAACGCAUGGCUGAAGAAUUCAAGAGAAACUUUUAUGCUGCGGCUGAAGAGAGGGCGGUUAGAAGGACUGCUGCACCGCCUCCACCGACUUAUGGCGCCAAUAAGUUGGAGAGUCUCAAGGGGCCCAAGUUGGGUGGAAGUAGGAGCCAGAGGGCUGCUAUGCAUGCCGCGGAAAAGGCGAAGACUGUGAAGAAGUAA
Messenger RNA from Aureobasidium melanogenum CBS 110374, 930 nucleotides. RefSeq lists its product as uncharacterized. The record is from RefSeq and is a predicted model, not a curated record. Lineage: Eukaryota; Fungi; Ascomycota; Dothideomycetes; Dothideales; Saccotheciaceae. The transcript has 2 exons. The coding region runs from base 1 to 930 and encodes 309 amino acids.